This is a messenger RNA of Haliotis rufescens (red abalone), 8040 nucleotides long. RefSeq names its product protein mono-ADP-ribosyltransferase PARP14-like. Gene Ontology annotation, biological process: negative regulation of gene expression. The transcript is spliced from 16 exons. Gene Ontology annotation, molecular function: NAD+ poly-ADP-ribosyltransferase activity; transcription corepressor activity. The record is from RefSeq and is a predicted model, not a curated record. NCBI's taxonomy places the organism in Eukaryota, Metazoa, Mollusca, Gastropoda, Lepetellida, Haliotidae. The coding region runs from base 145 to 2511 and encodes 788 amino acids. Gene Ontology annotation, cellular component: cytoplasm; nucleus.
CAAUCUACAAAAGGUAUCCCAUGCUCACGUGACAUGUUAUAUUUACAAAACGAAAGUAGCUGACGGGGAAAGAUUUUGACAACUCGUCUACUGCGCUGUGACGAGCUGGCGAGGCGACCACACUGACCAGGUGAGAGGUCAGCCAUGAAGGUCGAACUGGUGACGGGCAGCAUCGCUGACCAGCAGGUUGAUGUCCUGGUGAACACCACAACGAAGGACUUGGACCUGUCGUCGGGGCCGGUGACGAAGGCGAUCCUGAGUGGGGCCGGGCAGGGCAUCCAGCAGCAGUGUCGGGAUAACUGCCCCGGUGGGAUAGACUUUGGGGAGAUAUGUGAGACAGAUGGCGGAAGUCUCACCUGCAAGCAGAUCUACCACUCCUCUCUGCCUGUCUGGAGUGAUGAUGCUGAACAGGUGCUGCAGAGUUUCCUAGAGACGUGCCUCAAGGAAGCGGACGACUGUGAAUAUAACAGUAUAGCUUUCCCUGCCGUCGGCACCGGGGUGUUAAAGUAUCCUCCAGAGACUGUCGCCAGGGUAUUCUUAAGGACAAUUGUUGACUUUGUCAGUGACACAAUCAAUAUUAGCCUGACUGUAGUCAGAAUUGUCAUUUACCCCUCAGACAGUGCAGUCAUACAGGCAUUCAAAGCUGUGAAGACAGACUUCGCUCAGGAACUUGACAUCUCAAGUUCUCUAGACAAAGUACAAUGUGUGCCUCGACUUAAACCUCAACCUCAAGGUCAACCUCAGGCAUCUAAUGUUGUGGUUGUCGCCUCUCUACUGACUGGAGACAUAACAAAACAAACGACUGAUGUGAUCAUUAACACAACCAACCCAGCUCUGAAACUGGCACAUGGGGGGUUGUCGAAGAUCCUGCUUGAGGCAGCUGGGGAUGACCUUCAAGAUGAAUGUAACACAAAGUAUCCCUCAGGGGUCAAGGUCGGUGAAGUGGCAGUGACAGGGGGAGGUAAUUUGUCCUGCAAACAGGUGUACCAUAUCACCCUGACCGAUUGCUGGCGCAGUGAUCAGCCAGGUACUGAAAAGCUGCUGAAGGCCACGAUGUUGAAGUGCCUGAAGACGGCAGACGAUGCCGGAUUGACCAGUCUCAGUUUCCCGGCCCUAGGCACUGGGAAGCUGAAGUACGACCCCUCGAGAGUGGCCCAGCUGAUGUACGACGUCUGCCUCAGCUUCAGAUCCAGGGGCCUCUCCAAGGUCAUGUUGGUGGUGCAUGCAGGCUCCCCUGACGUCAAGCAGGCAUUUGAUAAUGAGUUGGCAAAAAGGAAGAAAGCCAAGUCAGCCGGAUCCCCCAAAUCGCACCCCUCGCUUGCCAUGACAAUAGGGCAAGUAUCAUCUGUGAAGAUCACCCUUGUCAAGGGCAGCAUUGUUGAUCAGAAGGUAGACGUGGUUGUUAACUCAUGCACCCCGAACUUGAACCUGUCUAGCGGCCCGUUGACGAGAGCAGUCCUGGCAGCCGCAGGGGAGACAAUCCAGGGUGAGUGCAAGCAGACGUACCCCAAUGGAAUCAAGCCAGAAGAAGUCGCUGUGACGAGUGGAGGCAAGAUGAGCUGCAAGCAGAUCUUCCACAUAACGCUGAAUGAUUGGAAACCUGAUGAUGCAGAGCUGGAGAAGGCAUUCAAGAAUGUGAUCCACUUGUGUCUGAAGACAGCAUGUCAGGGAAUCCAUUCAAGCAUCGCCAUCCCGAUCCUUGGCUCUGGAGUUCUGAAAUAUCCACCUCAGUAUGUCACAAAGUGGGUGUUUGAGACUAUACGUAACUUUGGUGCCCGGAAUCCUGCGUGUUCAUUGGCUGAGGCCAGGAUUGUUGUUCGUCCAGAAGAUUCGAAAAAUAUACAGGCCCUGGAGAGUGCCGGCGCCGGUGGUGCGCAACCUGUCAGUGCCACUCCCUCUAUUGCAGAAAACCUGCUGUGUCCCCCCGAGUGGACUCCCAUGGCCCAUGACACCUACUUCGAAGUGAUCCCGGUCACGCCAGGAACCCAGGAAUACCAGGAUGUGGCGACUCACUUCGGUCAGUCGAUGGGAUCACAUACCAUCGUGUCUAUUGAGCGGGUCCAGAACCGGACACUCUACAUCCAAUACAUGGCCAUGAAGCAGAGGCUGGAGGUGGAUAGGCCUGGUCUUCAGAAUGAGCGGAUGUUGUGGCACGGCACCAGUGAGGAUGUCACCAUCAACAUCAACAUGAGGGGAUUCAACCGCAACUUCUGCAACAAGAAUGUGAUGUACGGUGAGGGUGUCUACUUCGCACUCAACUCCAAGUAUUCCGCCCAAGACCAGUACUCCAAGAAAGACCAGCAGGGUCACAAGCGGAUGUACCAGGCCCAGGUGCUCACUGGGGAGUUCACCGCGGGGACCAAGGGCAUGAGGCACCCUCCCCCCAAAGACCCUAGCACCCCCCAUGAUGCCUUCGACUGCCUCGUCAACCGUGUCAGCAAUCCAGAAAUAUUUGUGAUAUUCCAUGAUGCACAAGCAUAUCCAGCAUAUCUGGUCACGUUUACUGACUGAUGUUAUCCCGUUUACUGACUGAGGUUAUCCUGUUUACUGACUGAGGUUAUCCCAUUUACUGACUGAGGUUAUCCCGUUUACUGACUGAUGUUAUCCCAUGUACUGACUGAGGUUAUCCCGUUUACUGACUGAGGUUAUCCUGUUUACUGACUGAGGUUAUCCCAUUUACUGACUGAGGUUAUCCUGUUUACUGACUGAGCUUAUCCCAUUUACUGACUGAUGUUAUCCCGUUUACUGACUGAGGUUAUCCCAUUUACUGACUGAUGUUAUCCCGUUUACUGACUAACGUUAUCCCAUUUACUGACUGAGGUUAUCCAAUCUACUGACUGAGGUUAUCCCAUUUACUGACUGAUGUUAUCCCGUUUACUGACAAACGUUAUCCCAUUUACUGACUGAUGUUAUCCGUUUACUGACAAACGUUAUCCCAUUUACUGACUGAUGUUAUCCGUUUACUGACAAACGUUAUCCCAUUUACUGACUGAUGUUAUCCGUUUACCGACCGAGGUGAUUUGUGGGUCUCCCCUGGAGUUCUGAAAUGUACAACAAGUCGGUGUGGCUCAGGUGGGCUUAUUCUCAAGCAGACAGAGUCUGUCUGCUUGAGAAUAAGCCCACCUGAGCCAGGUCAAUUUCAUAUAUGUGACCAUGAAGUAAAGCAAAUCUAAGAAUAAUGUUGAUAUUUCAGUUGUUCAUUAACUGCAACUGGAUACUUAUAAUCAGGUAGGAAUUUUAAUUUUAAUCUCUUUAAUAUUUGAAAAACGAGUAAUUCAUGGAAAUCGUCUGUAUGAUGCAACAUAUAUAAUUUGUCAAGAUUAAGAAAUUUCCAGAUAAACAGAAUCAUGUCUGCUUUUGGAGUAAUCUCCAUUUUGUUGUAAUAACAUGAAGUCUCAGAUUAUCUUUAAUGAGUAAACAUUAAAAUGCAAUUAAAGGUAUGUAUUCAGAACACUUGAGGUAAACAAUAUCUCUGAUAUUUAUUUUGAUUAUUUGGAAUCCAUUUAGAAGGGACUGGGUGCAUUCAGUGUAGAUCCUGGACUAAAUUGUCUGGAUUAAUUAAUAUCAGAUCUUUUACUCCAAUACAAUACCCUUCUGCCUGCAGAAAUUUGUAGGACACCACCUCGCGUCUGGUGAACUUUCUAAUCAGCCAAUCAGCAUUGAGACCUCUAAAUUCUCGGUAUGAGCACCAAGUGUUCAGACCAACUUAUCAGGUUUCUGUAUCUCAAAAACUAACUACAACGACCAGUUCUGAAUGUAAAUAAUUAAGCCCCCAGUUGUUUCUGAGUGCCAUGUAUCUUGACAAAAAAACGACCAGGUCCAAAUGAAAAUACUUAAGGUCAUGCUAUUACAUUGUUGUGAAUAUUAUACACCCACUUGUUCAUGAGUGCCAUGACAUGUAUCUUGAAAAACAAAACCGACCAGGUCCAAAUGGAAAUAAUUAAGGUCAUGCCAUUACAAUGUUGUGAAUAUUAUUCACCCAGUUGUCCCUGAGUGCCAUGGCAUCUUCAACAAAUGGAAGCUCCUUCGAUAGAAUGUUUGUGGUCUGUGUGUUUGUCAUUUAACAAAAAGAAAUAAAGCUGAGUCAUUUUAGAAAGCUGACAUCUGAUUGGCUCAAGAACUCACACAGCCUUCAUUCAGACAGCUGGGUGGUCAAAGGUCACUCAGGGUUCACCAGGCGUGACCUUCUAUGGAGGUGUCCUCAGGUCUCAACACAGAGAGGUAUCAGAUCAGACUAAACAAUCUGAUUUAAUGAGAUUGGGAUACUGUUUACCAAACUGAUAGAAGGAUUUGGCAGCUUUCAUCAAUAUUUCACUUUUUGGCAAUCCUUAUGAGUACCUAUGUUGUAAAGUAACUUGUUUGUUUGUUUUUUGUUUAAUGCCGCACUCAGCAAUAUUCCACCUAUAUGGCAGCGGUCUGUAAAUAGAGUCUUGACUGACAAUCCAGUGAUUGACAUCAUGAGCAUUGAUCCAUGCAAUUAGGAUAAGCUGGCAUGACAUGCAUCAACCAAGUCAGCGAGCCUGACCACCGAUUCCGUUAGGUGCCUUGUGCCAUAAGUCUGGUCCCCUUUUACUUGAAGCAUGAGUUGCUGAAGAUCUAUUCUAACCCGGAUCUUCAGGGGUCAGCAAAGUAAUAUCAGAUUCCAAAAUAUCAAAAACUUCAAUGAACACCCACUUAUUAUUCAUGUUUGGAUCAAAUAUCAUUUCCCAUCCAUCACCUUGUCUCAGUGCCUUGUUUUGUGAACAUAAUAUCAAAGACCAUAUACCGGUAUAUGGUCUCUGAUUAUAUAUUUCUUGACAUAGGAACUUCUAGUGUUUCAGACAUGGAUGCAUUAAGUAGACGGAAAUGUCGGAGUAACUCUCCAUUCCUUAAAAUAAUAGAGCAGUGUCCCCGCAGGGCCAGAGGUCCAUUAUAUUUAAGAGUUGAGAGUUACGAGGAUAUUCCCCUACCUAAAACAUAUCCCUACUUUUUCACUUUGACAAAAUAUUCUCUUGUUGAAAAUAUUUAAAAAAUAUACCAGAACUCUUUGUAGACUGUAUUUAUGCUGUGUGAGUCGUUCUUGCGUGAGGCACAAGGAAUUUAUUCUCUGCCGCUGUUGCACGUGCGCCACGCUCCAUCGCGAGCUGACAUUUACAAUGCAUGGUACACGGCUUGACAUAAUUUUGUGGGGCCCUAAACUAGUAUUUAUUAAUCGCUUGCACAUUGUAAAUACAUGCUGAUGGGAGUGAUUGGAAAUUUUAGACCCCCCCGAACAAGGAUAUAUAUUUUUCCUGAUUUGUUUUUUCUCGUCAAAGGUUUAUCUAUUUGCUAUAAAUAUGAACAUUGUUUAGGUAACAUGCUCUAACACAAUAUUAUAUACAUAUUAUUUUGAGCUUUAAAGCAUUAUGCAAACUUAUGAAAAUAUUUAAUAGUUAAUUUCACACUGUACGCUCAUGUGUUGCUGUAGUUGAGGUUGACAAUUACACAUUCUCAAAUCAAACGAUGUGUGUUCAAACCCCGCUGGCGACACAUGUUUUCGGAAAAUAAUUGAAAUUAUUCACUUGUCAAUAAAUGUAAAAAAAAUAUCCGUCUAUUCCAAGUGGAAGUUAACUGAAAUGUUUUGUUGUUGUUUUUUUCCAAUCAUUUUAUUCCAGUUUCAGUGGUUACAUACACAGUGAUAUAUACAUAUAUAGCAUUAUUAACAAUUUGACACCGCAUAUUUGGAGGAUAGGCCUUGAUCUUGUAGGAUCGAGCAAGAUGUUCUGGCAUGAAAGUAGUUAACACCAUAUUUAUGAGCAAUCGUAGAAAGAUAAGCUAAUAAUAAAAGAAUAAACAGUACCGAAUGAAAACUGAAAUGUUAGUUCAAGAUAAUGUAUGAUUGAUAAACAACUCUCCAUUCCUGAAAAAUAAUGGAGCGUUCAAACAAUAGAAUGAUGUCACGGAUGUGGGUUGCAUUAAAUUUAUGACUAAAAUCUGACAUUAUUACAUGCAUUUGACCUUGCGUAAUUGCAAUACACAAUAAUCAGUCAGUAUUAAUAGUAUCAAUACUUGGCCAGUAACGUGUGUCCAGUGUGCUAUGUAGCAAUUGUCAUCUCUCAAAAAAUGUUUUCAUAUAACAGGGAAGUUUGUUAAAAGGGGUAGAUAACUCUACCAGGCAAAGAAAUGAUCAUUAUUCCAGUCCAGUUUGUUUUGUGUUUUUUGAAUAAGCCGAAUCUGAAGAGUAAGAAUUUAUUUAAAGAAUAUUGUUUGGGGUUGAAAACAAUCUCAUUAAAAUCAGAUCUAAGUUCUCGCUGCUGCUAAGCUUUGUUUAGUGAUAGCGAGAACUAAUAUCUGAUUUUAAUGAGAUUGGGUUGAAAAUAGUCUUGUUUAACAUUAAAUAUACAUUAAUUUGGGAUUUGUAUUUAUAUUUAAAUUUUUAGUUCAAGAGUAGAUCAAAAUAUUUUAGAAAAGAAACCUUAAUUAAUUCCUGACAAUAUUGUAUAUUUUAAAUUUUGUUUCUUUAUAUAUUGACUUUAAAAAAACCUUUUAAGACAAGAAAUUGAAUUUGUAUGUCUUUCACCUCACUAACAGGUGGAAAACCUCCCUGAGCUGUAGAACUCGACCCGGAGGGACACUUGUCUUUGCCUGACCAUGUAUGUUAAGUGUGUAUAUAUAUGUGUAUAUAUAAUAUCUGCAUUUACUCAACCCUUUCUGGUGUGUGCUUGGGCAUUGGGGGAAUUCCUGUGGUGCAAAAUGUAAAAAAAAUAUUUUUUUAAAUUUAUCUAAAAUAAAACUUGUGAGACAUUGUUUGCCUAGUCACAGGUUGUGGAUCCCCGCCUCAGUGUUUGUACUUUAAUAUUACUGCAACUCCUAUAUAUAACCUUUAUAGAAUUUAUAAUGGAUGAAUAAAUAUAUAAAGUUUGCGAUUUAUUAUUUUUAUAAGUUGUAUUGAAAAUAUGUUUAUUUUGCUACAAGUUAUCAAGGUGUUUCUAACAAUAUUAAACUGAUAUCAAACUGAGUACAUAGGGAUAAUUUUGUUUUAUUUUCACCCUUGAAAAUCUGUACAGCAAAUAAAACAUUGUUCAGUUGUACAGAUUGUCUUGACGGUGCUUUGUUCAGUUGUUCAGAUUGUCUAUAAGGUGCUUUGUUCAGUUGUACAGAUUGUCUUGAUGGUGCUUUGUUCUGCAUAUAUUUUAUUGCUAAAUGUUUGUCAUUGUAUGUAUCAAGUUGUUAUUUAUCAUAUAAAGUUUGAUUGUGACGGGGCUGUACGUUUAGAAUUGUUUUUUUUUAAUAUUUGCUUGGACAUAGCCGAAAUAUUUGAGCUAGAUUUAUCAACACUAUGAAACUUUUUUUAAUUUCUUUUUGGUUUCCUAUUAAAAUUAUAUUUAUCUCAGUCAUUUCCACAUUUUCUGUGUUUUGGCCGAUGAUGAAUAGUGAUGUUUGGUUCCAGAGCAGAUAAAAUAACAUCACUGUAGUCUAAAACAUUCCUAAAGAAAGCAAUUUGACAAAAUUAAAAUAAUAUUUUUUUUUGCAUGAUAUGGAUAACUUGUGUUCAGCUAUGAGAGAGGGUCACAUGACUAGACUAGACCCUGCCUGGGACUGGUCCAUUCAGGAUUGAUUUAUAGCAUAUUCAACUUGUAAUCCCCACAUGGUCUUUGGUAUGUUGAACAUUUACGAUCUCUGGAAUGUGAACCAUAUAUUGUCUUUGGUAUGUCAUCCAUUUAUGGCCUCUGGUAUAUUAACCACAUGAAUGGUGUGCCCUGAUCGUGUUUCUAGGUUUGUCAGCUCCAUACCCAUGUGGGUUUCCAAAGUGGUACUUAAACGUCUAGGACCUGCAUCAUUGUAAGAUGACAUGCCCUGGUAUAACUGAAAUACUGUUCAAAGUAGCGGAUCUCAUAAAUAUCUAUGUAUAAAACUUUGUUUCUUUUGGGGUAUUUAGUCAAGAUUCCACAAUGUUGUUUCAUUACACUGUUUUAAAGUUAAAGCUUUACACAUGUGUAUUGUAGCCUGUACUUAGCUUUCAAAAGAAAUCCUAUUCUUUGUUGUAAACAUUUGACAGGAAAUAAAAUAGGUCUUUGUGUA